This is a messenger RNA of Dovyalis caffra, 201 nucleotides long. Lineage: Eukaryota; Viridiplantae; Streptophyta; Magnoliopsida; Malpighiales; Salicaceae. The record is from the annotation of a GenBank genome assembly.
AUGGGCAAGAAAGGCGUAAUGACAUCAAAUGUGCCAAGCAUUGAAGCUCAGAUAGGAGCAAUUCCUUGUCAGACAGAUGAUGAUUGCAAGAAGUAUGGUGUGCCACAAUGUACUAAGUGUGAAUGGAACGUUUGCGUUUGCACUAAUCCAAGCAAACAAGAAUCUGCCGUUCUAUCAAAUCUUAGGAGCUCCCACUUCUAA